UGUUUGUUCUGUCUCAAAAUCCGUAUAAAAGCUCGACAUAAUUGUUAUCAAAUCAGUUUGGGUUACGGUCUUUAACGGAUACUACGGUCCUAUGGCUAAAAUGAUUUCCAUUUUCGCGCUCUUCGUUUUAAGCAUUCUGCAUGCUCAUGCUGCUCCUCAAGGUGUACCAAUUCCUGAGAAUUAUUAUAAUCCACCCCCGGACGUACCUCCAACUUCAUACCAUCCUGCAGCAGCACCAGCUGACACACCAUUUCCAUACCAAGGGUAUCCACCCAACUUCUACCCCGUCAAUACACCUAGAAGUCCCCCGUUCUACCCUGGCUUCAAAAAUUCCAACUACCCGGUUCAUCUGGUUCCUAACAAUCCCGUCCCAAUAGUCCCCUUAACUCAACCAAUACCUAUAAUUGUUAAGCGUAGAGCCUAA
Pieris napi is the source of this 424-nucleotide messenger RNA. Its product is annotated as cysteine-rich and transmembrane domain-containing protein WIH2-like. The coding region runs from base 92 to 424 and encodes 110 amino acids. The transcript is spliced from 4 exons. The record is from RefSeq and is a predicted model, not a curated record. Lineage: Eukaryota; Metazoa; Arthropoda; Insecta; Lepidoptera; Pieridae.